Myodes glareolus (Bank vole) is the source of this 630-nucleotide messenger RNA. RefSeq names its product C-X-C motif chemokine ligand 17 (gene Cxcl17). Gene Ontology annotation, biological process: positive regulation of macrophage chemotaxis; positive regulation of vascular endothelial growth factor production; negative regulation of inflammatory response. NCBI's taxonomy places the organism in Eukaryota, Metazoa, Chordata, Mammalia, Rodentia, Cricetidae. The record is from RefSeq and is a predicted model, not a curated record.
GGGUACUCUGGCAUGAGAUUAAACUGUAGACACCACCCCACCCAAGCCAUUCCAAGGAAUCAGAAGCCUCUAAGUGGUAACAAUCCACACCAUCUUUAAGCAACAACAGCACUAACAAACUACAGCCACAAUGAAGGUUCUAGUCUCUGUCUUCCUUCUGUUGCUGCCAGCGAUGCUCACAGUCUCCAGCAGACCAAAUCCAGGGGUUGCCAAAAGCCAUGGGAACCAGCGCCAGGCUUCUGGGAGGUGGCUCCGGGAAGGCGGCCAAGAAUGUGAAUGCAGAGAUUGGUUCCUGAGAGCCUCAAAGAGAAAAUCCACACCAGUGCUGGAGUCACCAAAGAAGCAGUGUCCCUGUGAUCAUGUCAAGGACAGUGAGAAAAAAAACAGACACCAAAAGCACCACCGGAAGCCAAACAAGCCCUCCAGAACCUGCCAGCAAUUUCUCAAACGAUGUCAACUAGCAAGUUUCACUCUGCCCUUAUAGUUCUGAUACUCUACUCUCUCAAGUGAACACUCUCAGUGGAAAAGAGGUGAUGAACCCUAGAGCUUGUUCUUGCUCUCCCCACCCUAUCCUCACCAACAGCAUCCCAGAGCUCAGAAAGCACUGCCCAGCAUAUUGGUUACUGUGCC